Molecule: messenger RNA, 1880 nt
Organism: Leptopilina heterotoma
Lineage: Eukaryota; Metazoa; Arthropoda; Insecta; Hymenoptera; Figitidae
Product: juvenile hormone esterase-like
Exons: 7
Coding region: 203-1624 (473 amino acids)
Source: RefSeq, a predicted model, not a curated record
UACAGAACCAUUAGUGCAAAUAAAACAAGGAGUAUUGAAUGGAAUUUAUAAACAAUCAAGAAAUGGGCAAAAUUAUUCAGCAUUUAUUGGAAUACCUUAUGCGCAACCGCCAAUUAAUGAACUAAGAUUUUCAGCACCAAAACCAGCAGAAAAUUGGGAUAGCAUAAGAUCUGCUAAAAAAUUUGGAAAUAUUUGCCCUCAAAUGGAAAAUAAAACAUUACUUGGAAAUGAAGACUGCCUAUUUUUAAAUGUUUAUACACCGUUUCUCAAUUUUAAAUUCCCAGUGAUGUUUUGGAUUCAUGGAGGAUAUUUUACAAGAGGAUCGAGUAACUCCUACACUGCAAGAUAUUUCUUGGAUAAAAAAAUUAUUUUAGUAACAAUUAACUAUCGAUUGGGCAUUUUUGGAUUUUUAUCAACUGGCGAUUUAACAGCACCAGGAAAUUUUGGAUUAAAAGAUCAAGUCCUAGCUUUAAAAUGGGUUCAAGAAAAUAUCAAAUCAUUCGGUGGCGAUCCGAAGCGAGUGACAAUUUUUGGUCAAAGUGCAGGUGGUGUGAGCGUUAAUCUUCUCGCAUUAUCGAGAGUAACUCAUGGUCUUUUUCAUCAAUACAUAAUCGAAAGUGGCAGUGCUCUAUGCCCGUGGGCUUAUCAGAAAAAGAAUAGUAUGGUCGAGCAUUUAAGUGAUAUUAAAACACUUGUGAAUUGUUCUUUUAACACGUCGGAAAAAAUUAUCGAUUGUUUGCGAGAAAAAAAUGUCAGUGAAUUACUGAGUACAAAGACUAUUUUCAAUUAUAUGUCACGAAUAGCAAAACUCACUUGGACACCUACUGAAGAAAAUGAUAAUAAUAAAGAUGCCAUUAUAACAGACGAUCCGAAAAAUUUAAUCCAUGAAAUGAAGGAUUUACCAUAUAUAGUUGGAGUUAAUGUAAACGAGGGAUUGCUUGUCACUGGCAUGUUCUAUUCCAAUUAUUUUCUAUUUAAUAUUCUCAAAUUAUUGCACGCAAAACUGAUUGGAUUUGUAGCUAGUCAUUAUUUUGGUGCGAAUGACAAUAAAAAAUUUAUUGACUUAGUGAAUCAAUUUUAUUUCAACAACACUUUCGAUGAUGAAUUAAAGUAUUUAAGAGCAAUAACAAAUUUCGUCACCGAUGGAUUUUUUAUCUAUCCAACAUUAAAAAUGUUACAAAAAGUAUCGCCUCAUAUGAAGAAUUUAAAUUACGCCUACGUUUUUGGCUAUCGAGGUGAAUUUAGUACGACAAUGUCAAUUACUGAUGACAAUAGAAAUAUCGGCGUUAAUCAUAUGGACGAACUCAUAUAUUUAUUUCCAAUAAAAUUUAUUUCGCCCAAAUUAAAGGACAAAAUUUUAACUGGACCUGAUUUUUUUAUAAGUGAAGUAAUGGUGAAUCUUUGGACAUCGUUUGCAAUAACAGGAAAACCAAAGGCAGAAGAAUUGAAAAAUCCCGAAAUUUGGAAGCCGUACACUACUCUAAAUAAUAGAUAUCUUCAAAUUGGAAAUAUACGAAAUAAUACAGAUCCUAGAAUUAUAUUAUCAACUUCAAUACUUCCAAAUCGUUUUAAAUUUUGGACAAAUCAUUGCCCGAUGUCAUUAAAGGAAAACAAAUACACUUAGAAAUUAUAUUUCCUACUGCUGAACAAUUUUUUAUAAUAUAGUUCGUAAUUUUAUAUUAAUUAAAUCUUCGAGAUUUAAUUUGAUAAGAUUUAAACAUAUCAAAUAUAAGAAAAUAAAGUUCUUUUUUUCAAUAAUUAUUCUCUUUAGAAAAAUAAUUAGAAAUUAAAAACUUAAUGUUUCAUUGAUUUAACGUUCAAUUUAAUAUUUAGACAUAGAAUAUCUAAGCUCACGUUUUUAGGUGAAUAAUAAGAUACUA